GAUAUAAAUACCCAUGCUUGGAUUUCUUGUUGUGAUCAGCUCCAAUUUGAAGACCUUGAGUUUCACUACUAAGCAGUGUUGCUCUGCACAUCUCUACCAAACACCCAAAACCCAAAGAUCUCCGUUAGCUUGUAUCCAUGGCACCAGUCGCAGCAGAAGCAUGUGCAGAUUCGAUUAGUCCAAGAGGUGUUUACAUCGUUGGUGUUGCACGAACACCCAUGGGUGCAUUUCUCGGUGCACUUUCAUCUUUACCUGCCACCAAGCUAGGAUCUAUAGCUAUUGAGGCUGCUCUUAAAAGAGCAAAUGUUGAUCCAUCCCUGGUAGAAGAAGUUUUCUUCGGCAACGUUCUUAGUGCAAAUUUGGGGCAGGCUCCUGCUAGACAAGCAGCAUUGGGUGCAGGACUAUCUCAUUCAGUGGUCUGUACCACUGUUAACAAAGUUUGUGCAUCAGGGUUGAAAGCUACUAUGCUCGCAGCACAAAGCAUCCAGUUGGGCAUCAAUGAUGUUGUUGUUGCUGGUGGUAUGGAAAGCAUGUCUAAUGUGCCCAAGUAUCUUGCAGAAGCAAGGAAGGGAUCUCGACUUGGACAUGAUUCUCUUGUUGAUGGAAUGCUGAAAGACGGUUUGUGGGAUGUCUAUAACGAUUAUGGCAUGGGAGUCUGUGCUGAAUUAUGUGCUGAUCAGCAUUCAGUGUCUAGGGAGGAACAGGAUAACUUUGCUGUUCAGAGCUUUGAGCGUGGUAUUGCUGCCAAAGACACUGGUGCCUUUUCAUGGGAAAUUGUUCCAGUUGAAGUUUCUGGAGGAAGGGGAAGACCAUCAACUAUUGUUGACAAGGAUGAAGGUCUAGGAAAGUUUGACGCUGCCAAAUUGAGGAAGCUCCGACCAAGUUUUAAGGAGACUGGAGGUUCUGUUACUGCUGGCAAUGCUUCUAGCAUAAGUGAUGGAGCUGCUGCAUUAGUUCUAGUGAGUGGAGAGAAGGUACUAAAGCUUGGGCUACAAGUGAUAGCAAAGAUCAGUGGAUUUGCUGAUGCUGCUCAGGCACCAGAAUUAUUUACAACAGCUCCUUCCCUUGCGAUUCCAAAAGCCAUUUCAAACGCUGGCUUAGAAGCUUCUCAAAUCGACUUUUACGAAAUUAACGAAGCCUUUGCUGUCGUGGCUCUUGCAAACCAGAAAAUUCUUGGACUUGACCCAACAAAAGUUAAUGUGCAUGGUGGAGCCGUAGCAUUGGGACAUCCUCUUGGUUGCAGUGGAGCUCGUAUCUUGGUCACCCUUUUAGGGGUACUGAAACAGAAGAGUGCGAAAUAUGGUGUUGGUGGUAUUUGCAACGGUGGAGGUGGUGCAUCUGCUCUUGUUCUAGAGCUUUUGUAAGCGACUCUCAAGUUAACUUGUUAGACUGAUGCAUACUAUGAGAUGGAACUGUCACUAGCGAAAUUCCUUGUCGUGCAAUUCUCUCUAUUUUUUCUGUUGCCUUGUUUCCAAAAUAAAUUACAAAGUGUAUUUAGCUUUUAGAAGAAAUAUAUUUUCAACACUGUUCUCAUC
Messenger RNA from Rosa chinensis, 1535 nucleotides. Its product is annotated as acetyl-CoA acetyltransferase, cytosolic 1. Gene Ontology annotation, molecular function: acetyl-CoA C-acetyltransferase activity. The transcript has 10 exons. Gene Ontology annotation, biological process: fatty acid beta-oxidation. The record is from RefSeq and is a predicted model, not a curated record. Bases 138 to 1364 code for a protein of 408 amino acids. NCBI's taxonomy places the organism in Eukaryota, Viridiplantae, Streptophyta, Magnoliopsida, Rosales, Rosaceae.